AGUCCUGCACAGGUGUACCGGCUCCUCCCCUUCAGUCCUGCACAGGUGUACCGGCUCCUUCCCAUCAGUCUUGCACAGGUGUACCGGAUCCUCCCCUUCAGUCCUGCACAGGUGUACCGGAUCCUCCCCCUCAGUCCUGCACAGGUGUACCGGAUCCUCCCCUUCAGUCCUGCACAGGUGUACCGGAUCCUCCCCUUCAGUCCUGCACAGGUGUACCGGAUCCUCCCCCUCAGUCCUGCACAGGUGUACCGGCUCCUCCCCUUCAGUCUUGCACAGGGUGUACCAGCUCCUCCCCUUCAGUCUUGCACAGGUGUACCGGAUCCUCCCCUUCAGUUCUGCACAGGUGUAACAGAUCCUCCCCUUCAGUCUUGCACAGGUGUACCUGCUCCUCCCCUUCAGCCUUGCACAGGUACACCGGCUCCUCCCCUUCAGUCCUGCAUAGGUGUACCUGCUCCUCCCCUUCAGUCUUGCACAGGUGCACCAGCUCCUCCCCUCCAGUCUUGCACAGGUGCAGUGGCUCCUCCCCUCCAGCCUUGCACAGGUGUACCGGCUCCUCCCCUUCAGUCU
Staurois parvus is the source of this 567-nucleotide messenger RNA. The record is from the annotation of a GenBank genome assembly. Lineage: Eukaryota; Metazoa; Chordata; Amphibia; Anura; Ranidae.